UCAAAGGUCAAGUUCGAGCUGCUACACGGGCGGUUUCGAAGGCCGUCGAGUCAAUAGUCUAUCGAGUCAACGGAGCACCUUACAACUCUAUCGAAAUCUCGAUGGCCUUUGAGCAACGGAAACGGAAAUAGCGCUAACGUGCCCUCUCGUUCACAGUGUGCCCGUACUCACGGUUAAAAAGAACAAAUCAAACCAAAAUGCUCUAAAUAUACUAUAUAUGAGUGUUAUUAAUUAUUUAAUAAAGUAUUUUUUGCCACUUGAUACGUGCGAACUGCACAUACUCUCGACAACAGCGACGUGCUUGUGUUCCUUCCUCCAUGUUGUCUAGUGCACUCUCCCUCUACUCCAGCUACCAUCAUAUCGCCGCCAUAUUGCUCUCUGCGUUGUUUGUUUUUGUCUGCGUACUUUCUUGCUUGCUUUUCCAGUUCCGCGUGCUUAGUUUAUCUUGAAUUUUUUUUAAUCAUUGACGUAAUAAGUAGCGUAUAACUUUUUUUUUCCUCAACUCACAGAAGUGUUUUCUCGGGCGAGUGAAUUUUUUUUUGUGUGUGUGUGUGAGAUUGAAAUGGAGCGCGCCCAGCCGCAGAAGAAAAAAAAAAGUAGCGCCAUGACAAGCGCGGCAGCUGUGGGGAGAGCGCGAAACGGCGCUCCUCAUAGAUUUGUGGGAGGACCGCCUGAUGGACCUACGCCGGCAGAAGAGAAAUAGCGGCGUUUACGACGAUAUCGCCGUGGCCCUGCGACAGGUGGGCUUUGAAAGAACUCGGCAGCAAGUUCAUCACAAGAUUGAAAAUCUUGCGCAGACUUAUCGGUUUUGGCUGAAAAAUCAAAAGACUGGUGCUGGCGCCAUACCUUGGACGCAUUUCUGGCGUAUACACAGUUUUUUGGGGACACUCCCGGCCAACGACCCAUCAAGGGCUCAAGAGAGCCAAGUUACUGUUGAAGAGGUCAUCAUGGAGAUGAUAAACGGCAGCGACAAUGCUGUCGUUGACAAUGAGAACAGGCUGCAAUGGGAGGAGAGUGCGCCCAUCAGACCUCUGGGCAGCCCAGGACCGAACUCCCCGUCCACGUGCAGCCCGGCCUCCUCCAGCCCGGCCUCCUCCAGCCCGGCCUCCUCCAGCCCAGCCUCCUCCAGCCCUGCUAUCAGCAGUGCCACCCCUGCUAGUGUGGCUACUACAAGCCGGGGUCCAAAAAAGAGGAAGGCGGGUGACGACUUCAAGCAGCAAAUACUGGCUGAACACAUACUGCUGAGGGAGCAGCUGGUGGCGAGCCGUCAGAGAGAGUACGACCAAAGAGAAAGACAUAUGCAAAUGCAAGAAAAGUUUUUUAAUGCAAUGUCAAGAUAUUUAGAAAAAAGCUCAAAAUAA
Messenger RNA from Dermacentor andersoni, 1361 nucleotides. RefSeq lists its product as uncharacterized. Gene Ontology annotation, cellular component: nuclear body. Lineage: Eukaryota; Metazoa; Arthropoda; Arachnida; Ixodida; Ixodidae. The record is from RefSeq and is a predicted model, not a curated record. Gene Ontology annotation, biological process: positive regulation of DNA-templated transcription.